AUGGCCUCCACCACAACAAAUCCAUCAACAUUGUUACCGCUUGAACUUGUCGAUAAAUGCAUAGGCUCACGAAUCUGGGUUAUUAUGAAAGGUGAAAAAGAGAUAGUGGGAACGUUGAUGGGCUUCGACGAUUAUGUGAACAUGGUGUUGGAAGAUGUAGUUGAGUACGAGCAGACCCCAGAUGGUAAACGGGUAACAAAAUUGGAUACCAUUUUAUUGAAUGGAAAUCACAUCACAAUGCUAGUUCCCGGUGGUGAAGGACCUGAAGUUUAA
Cylicostephanus goldi is the source of this 273-nucleotide messenger RNA. The record is from the annotation of a GenBank genome assembly. Lineage: Eukaryota; Metazoa; Nematoda; Chromadorea; Rhabditida; Strongylidae.